This is a messenger RNA of Cajanus cajan (pigeon pea), 889 nucleotides long. The record is from RefSeq and is a predicted model, not a curated record. NCBI's taxonomy places the organism in Eukaryota, Viridiplantae, Streptophyta, Magnoliopsida, Fabales, Fabaceae.
AUGUCUCGUAGAGGUAUUGAUUAUGUACCUGAUAGUGACGAAGAAGUAGACAUUGUUCCAUCAAAUGAAGAGCCAUUGUCUCCGUUGUCACCCCCUACACCAAAACUUGGGGAUGAUGACGAAGAGACAUCUAGUACAUGUGACAUUGGCCGUGUUAUUCCUGGACCAGCUGGUUUGGUCCAAGCUACAAUGAGGAACAGGGAAUCUGAAAAUCCCUUGCCAACACAACAGUUUUUGGCUGAUCUUAACGGACCUGCGAUGUUGGUGUUCAACUCUAACCCGUGGCGCUAUGCUAUGCAUUAUGUGAAAUCUAGAGGUCUACCUGAAGUGACAACAUUGAUUAAUAUCGACCACAAUUUACAAAGAGUCCCAACAGUUGUUGCUUUUGUGGAGUCUAUGACCCCAACUGGACAGGGAAAUUAUACUAUUAAUUUAAAGGUAUGGUUAGUGAAUUUGUUAUACAUUAAAAGAAAUUGUUUUGUAAUUAAUUGUAAAUAUUUAUUUCAGGACCCAACUGCAGCGAUUGGUGCAAACUUACAUUACAAAGUUAAGCAACACCGACAAUAUGGGAAAGACAUUGUUGUGGGGUGUGUGUUAAUUCUGAAACAGGUUGUCAUGUUUGCCCCCAGGCGUUUCCGUGGUCCUUACUUGCUUAAUAUAACUAAAAAUAAUGUAAAACGGGUUAUUCCGAAGGAUAUCUGAUUUGAUGAGAAAAAAUAUUUGUAAUUUAGUUUUAGGUUUAUUGUUAAUUCGGAUGGUUGUAAUGUAAAUUUUAUUGUGGAUUGUAAUAUUUAAAUUUGGAUAAUAUUAUUAUUAAAUAUUCGUAAAAUUAUGCACUUUAGUUAUAUGUAUUUGUUUGUUGUUGUUUUUUAAUUUUGUAAUGAUAAAA